Molecule: messenger RNA, 531 nt
Organism: Lasiodiplodia theobromae
Lineage: Eukaryota; Fungi; Ascomycota; Dothideomycetes; Botryosphaeriales; Botryosphaeriaceae
Product: Cystathionine gamma-lyase
Exons: 2
Coding region: 1-531 (176 amino acids)
Biological process (GO): transsulfuration
Cellular component (GO): cytoplasm
Molecular function (GO): cystathionine gamma-lyase activity; pyridoxal phosphate binding
Source: RefSeq, a predicted model, not a curated record
AUGCUCAACAAGAUCUACGUCUACGAAAACAACGAUCACGCCGCCGCCGCCGCCGCCGCCCGCCUUGUCCUUCUUCUUCCACAAGCCCCUCACCAGCCCCGUCACCGUCCCGCCCGUGCCCGCGUCCUCGCCCGCUCGCCGCACGUGCUCGCCGCCGCCGACCCGGGCCUGGACGCCCACCUACAGCGCGCGAUCGCGGUGUGGCAGCACUGCGGAGGCUUGCGCGGCAGGGUGGUGGCGUUCAGGGUGAGGAACGGCGCUGCGAAGACGGGGGAGGUGUGCAAGUGGCUGAGGCUAUUCGCGCUGGCGGAGAGCUUGGGCGGCGUCGAGAGCUUGUGCGAGGAAAUGGCGGUGAUGAUGCAUCAAAGGCCCCGUAAGGAGAGGCUCGAGGAGCUGGGGACUCAUGGUGAGAUGAUUGGGGCAAGUGUUGGGCUGGAGGUCGUGGAUGAUUUGAUGAAGGACUUGAUGGAAACGUUGGACAUCAUGCUUGGCAAAGGUGCGGUGGAGGGGGAGAUUUGUAGACACGCAUGA